Molecule: messenger RNA, 1988 nt
Organism: Choloepus didactylus (southern two-toed sloth)
Lineage: Eukaryota; Metazoa; Chordata; Mammalia; Pilosa; Megalonychidae
Gene: GAL3ST1
Product: galactose-3-O-sulfotransferase 1
Exons: 3
Coding region: 397-1671 (424 amino acids)
Biological process (GO): myelination; galactosylceramide biosynthetic process
Cellular component (GO): membrane
Molecular function (GO): galactosylceramide sulfotransferase activity
Source: RefSeq, a predicted model, not a curated record
CAUUCUUGGUGGGCCUUCAAGCCCAUCCUGGGCUCUCUGCAGGGCUCUGCAGCUUCUGUGUCCUUGGCCCAAGGACACCCAGGACAUUGCUAAGCCCUUGGAUGAAGGAGCUGCCCGGCUGCUGGGGUCCAGAGAGGGUUGGAGUCCACCCAGGGGCCACCCAAAGGAGGCAGAGGUCCAAGGCAGCACCUACAGGGACCUGGUGCCUGCCACCUGCUGUCCCCAGGAAGGGAACUCAUGAAUAUUCACACAAGCUGGAGCAGGAGGAGCCAGCCUGCAGGUGGGUGUCAUUGGAGCAUUCCUGUAUCCUGCAGGCAGCAGAGGCAGCCUGGGAGUCAGGCGUGGCUUGGGCAGGGAGAGGAGAGGGGUGGCCAGCUGCAGCCCUAGGUGCCUGAGAUGCCGCCGAGGCCACAGAAGAAGUGCUGGGAGUCCAUGGCCAAGGGGCUGGGGCUGGGUGCACUCUUUACCAGCUUUCUACUGCUGCUCUACUCCUACGCUGUCCCCCCGCUGCAUACUGGCCCGGCCUCCACGACCCCGGAGGCUGCAGCACCCUGCUCCCAGGCCCCAGGCGAACCCGAGGUGGCCGCUCCGGCCAACGGCUCCACCGCCGGGUGCCAGCCGCGGCGGGACAUCGUCUUCAUGAAAACGCACAAGACGGCCAGCAGCACGCUGCUCAACAUCCUCUUCCGCUUCGGCCAGAAGCACGGGCUCAAAUUUGCCUUCCCCAACGGCCGCAACGACUUCGACUACCCGGCCUUCUUCGCCCGCAGCCUGGUGCAGGACUACCGGCCCGGCGCCUGCUUCAACAUCAUCUGCAACCACAUGCGCUUCCACUUCGACGAGGUGCGCCGCCUGGUGCGGCCCAACGCCACCUUCAUCACGGUGCUCCGCGACCCCGCCCGCCUCUUUGAGUCCUCCUUCCACUACUUCGGGUCCGUGGUGCCCCUCACCUGGAAGCUCUCGGGCCGCGACAAGCUGGCCGAGUUCCUGCAGGACCCCGGCCGCUACUACGACCCCCACGGCUACAACGCCCACUACCUCCGCAACCUGCUCUUCUUCGACCUGGGCUACGACAGCGGCCUGGACCCCGGCAGCCCGCGCGUGCAGGAGCACAUCCUGGAGGUGGAGCGCCGCUUCCACCUGGUGCUCCUGCAGGAGUAUUUCGACGAGUCCCUGGUGCUGCUCAAGGACCUGCUGUGCUGGGAGCUGGAGGACGUGCUCUACUUCAAGCUCAACGCGCGCCGCGACUCGGCCGUGCCGCGGCUCUCGGGCGAGCUGUACCGGCGCGCCACGGCCUGGAACAUGCUGGACGCCCGCCUCUACCACCACUUCAAUGCCAGCUUCUGGCGCAAGGUGGACGCGUUCGGCCGCGAGCGCAUGGCCCGCGAGGUGGCAGCCCUGCGGCGCGCCAACGAGCGCAUGCGCCGCGUCUGCAUCGCCGGGGGCCACGCGGUGGACGCGGCCGCCAUCCAGGACGCCGCCAUGCAGCCCUGGCAGCCGCUGGGCACCAAGUCCAUCCUGGGCUACAACCUCAAGAAGAGCAUCGGCCGGCGCCACGCGCAGCUCUGCCGCCGCAUGCUCACGCCCGAGAUCCAGUACCUGAUGGACCUGGGCGUCAACCUGUGGGUCACCAAGCUCUGGAAGCUCAUUCGAGAUUUCCUAGGGUGGUGACGGUCCGCCUUGCGCAUGGGGGGCCCCCCGGCCCUUUCCGCUGAUGCCCCCCCACACACCCCUGUGUCCCUCCUGGAGCCCCCUCCCCGGCCCCCAGGGUCUAGUGGGGCCGCCACGAGGACGCAGCCGGCCAGGACUGGGCCCACAGCACCCAUAGAGGGCCUAACGGAGAUCAGUAUUUGACUAAUUAUACCUUUUUUUUAAUUAAAGCCCUUUCCCUGCAUAAAAAAGAAAAGAAACAAAAAGAAUGUUCUAUUUCUUCCCUCCCCUUAAACGGGAGACCUCAGAAGUAAAGGAAUUUGAUGUGUUUUUGUUAA